Molecule: messenger RNA, 1206 nt
Organism: Microstroma glucosiphilum
Lineage: Eukaryota; Fungi; Basidiomycota; Exobasidiomycetes; Microstromatales; Microstromataceae
Product: mannose-1-phosphate guanylyltransferase
Exons: 1
Coding region: 1-1206 (401 amino acids)
Biological process (GO): GDP-mannose biosynthetic process
Molecular function (GO): mannose-1-phosphate guanylyltransferase (GTP) activity
Source: RefSeq, a predicted model, not a curated record
AUGGGGAGUGUGGCUUCAACACUUGCCAAAUUGCCCUUCGAACCCAUGAUCGAUGUAUACAGCAUCGUGCCCGCAGGAGGAUCGGGAACUCGCCUUUGGCCCCUCAGUCGUGACGCGCGACCCAAAUUCCUCCUCGACCUGGAGGGCACGGGCUUGAGUCUUCUACAGUCCACAUAUCAACGCCUACUGCCCCUCAGUGGCCACGAAAAAGUCAUGAUUGUUACUGGGCGUGCUCAUGUUGAUGCAGUAAAGGCACAGCUGCCCGGGAUUUCCGAUCAUAACAUUGUGGCUGAGCCAAGCCCUAAAGAGAGCAUGGCAGCUAUCGGCUUGGCCGCGAUGCUCUUUCAUGAGAGAGACCCCGAUGCCGUCAUCGCGAGCUUCGCAGCGGACCAUGUCAUUGCCACUACAGACAAUGUCUUCGCUUCUGCUGUUGCGAGUGCCGUAGCAGCUGCUCGGCAAAGCAAUGGUCUUGUCACCAUCGGGAUCGAACCAGACGAGCCGUCCACCGCUUUUGGCUACAUCCAUCUAGGCAAGCCUGAAGAGAUCGAGAGCGAUGCGGAAACUUUCGCCCGCUUCGGGUUGACCCGUAUCUCCGCAUGUCAGGUUCAAAGAUUCAAGGAGAAGCCGCAAGUAGAAGAAGUCAAGGAGUUACUAGCUACCGGUGAAUAUUGCUGGAACGCUGGCAUGUUUGUCACUCGAGCCUCGGUUUUGUUGCAUCUCUUACAGGACACAUGUCCCCUCCUGUUUUCUGGGCUCAAAAAGAUAGCAGCAGACUGGUCCUCUGCGCAUCGGCAAGAGGUGCUUGCAAGUGUCUGGCCUCAUUUGCCCAAGAUCAGUAUCGACCAUGCUAUCGCUGAGCCAGCAGCAACGCAGGGUCAGAUGCUCGUCAUUAAGGCGCUACUCGAAUGGAAGGAUGUAGGAGACUAUGCCGCUUUGUGCGAGAUGGCCGGUCCUCACCUGAAUCCUGGGGAUAAUCAAACUCCUGCUAAGAAGGUCAAGGUCAUGGGAGAAGCCAAAUUGGUGUUUGUGCAAGAUGGAAGCGGGCUUUUCGUUACGUCUUCUGGCCGGCCCAUUGUGGCUCUGGGGAUUGAAGACCUGGUCGUUGUGGAUACCCCGGACGCCCUUCUCAUUACACUGGCUUCACGAUCUCAAGACAUCAAGAGUAUUGUUGGCGUGUGCAAGGAGGCCAUCCCGUACCUCCAGUGA